GAAGGGUGCAGCAGAGAGGGAGGGUAUGCGUGUAUGUGUGCGCUGGAUGGCUGGAUGAUGUCUGAACUGCCUCACAUGCUCACAGGCAGGAAUUAAGCAGAGGAGCGAGGGAGGAAGAGGAGAGGACGCACCUCGUGCAUCAAUCUAGGGGAGAGCUGAAGGAGCUUCCACCAUGCCUGCACAAGUCAAGGAGGAGCAGAGCUCCGAGGGGCCUCCUGCAUUGUCGCACUCACAGGAGGUGAAACAAGCAAAGGUGGAUCCACUGCCAUCAACCAACACCACCAACAACAACAACGACGAAGUAGACACGUCCAUCGCCUCUGCCAUGACCAACGACAGUUCCACUGAGGCUGACACGCCCCUACAAACUGACACAGAGGAGUUAAAGGUUGUGGAUCAGGAUGUGGACCCAACACCAGUUGAGUUGCAGCAAGAGAACCUUCAGCCGCCAGAUGCUUCAGCAGAAGAUCAAGCUACUGCAGAGGAACCAAUUCCUGAAACUGAAAGUUCUCACACACCCACAGCUACAACAGCUCAGCUGGUUCAUCAGCCUAGUGAUCCUCAGACAGUCAACCCGGACAAUCACAGCCGGGUUUACACCCUCCCUGAAAAUUACAGAGCCCUUGGCGGAGAUUUACGUGCUGGAUACGGCAGCCUGUCUCGUGGAAGUACAGCCCUGCACGGCUACUGGCCAAGCAAAAACUUCCAGCCUGGGGCACACUUCACGUUGCCCUUCCUGAGGGACAGCUACACUUCGGCAGGAUUCAGCAGCCCGGCAGGUGACGAAGGCCUUGGGGACCGGACGGAAAACGCAGUGGAUGUGAGAAACGAUCAUCCGGCAGCGACUUAUGCCACUUUGGGUGGGAUUCACAACUUCAGGCCCAUUACGACCAUGGAGCUCCUUAGGGAGCCUUCCAGAACCAGAAGUGGCUACGACGAUGCCUUCAUGGCACAGCUGGAGGGCAGCCUGAACCCUUUCUUCCAGGCCAUGUGCCGAGCACAGACCUUGCAGUUCCCUCACAAGCGCAGCAGCAUGGUGAGCCUGGACAGCAUUCGCAGAGACCCCCGCUGGAGGGACCCCAAUCUGCAAGAAGUCAUCUCAAUGCUGGGCCACCCAAUGGACCCGGUCAAGUCCAACGCCGCCGCCUACCUGCAACACCUGUGCUACGAGAAUGACCGGAUCAAACAGGAAGUGCGACAACUGAACGGCGUGCCCAUGCUGGUGGACCUGCUGGACCACCCAAAACCUGAAGUCCACCGCAAGGCCUGCGGAGCCUUACGGAACAUAUCCUAUGGGAAGGACCACAACAACAAAAUGGCUAUCAAGAACUGCGACGGCAUCCAGGCUUUGGUCCGACUGCUGAGGAAGACGAGUAGCAUGGAGGUCAAAGAGUUAGUCACAGGCACCAUGUGGAACCUCUCAUCACACGAGCCCUUGAAGAUGACGGUCAUCAACCACGGCCUUCAAACGCUCAACGAAGAAAUCAUCAUCCCACACUCAGGCUGGAGGAGAGAGCCGUGCGACCCUUCGAAGCUGCACAGCGCCCAGUGGACCACUGUCUUUAAGAACACAUCGGGAUGUCUGCGGAAUGUCAGCUCAGACGGAGCCGAGGCCCGACAGCGACUGAGGGAGUGCGAAGGGCUUGUGGAUGCCCUCCUGCAUGCCCUUCACUCGGCCGUGGUCAACAAGGACACGGACAAUAAGUCUGUGGAAAACUGCGUAUGCAUCCUGCGAAACCUUUCCUACCACGUGCACAAGGAGGUGGCGGGCGUUGAGCGCCUGCAGGAACCUCAUGUCACGCAGCUCAUGAGGUCAGUGGCGCCACACCGGAAGAAGAACGAGCCCGACUGCUUCGGAGGAAAAAGACCCAAAGAGGAGUUGUUCAGUCAUGGUUUGAAGAUGCUGUACCAGCCCGAGGUGGUGAGGCUCUACUUGUCUCUGCUCGGCUGCAGUCACAAUGCCAACACCUUGGAAGCGGCAGCCGGAGCCCUACAGAAUCUCGCUGCCGGACACUGGACCUGGUCGAGCUACAUUCGGGCCACGGUGCGAAAAGAGAAGGGUCUGCCUAUCCUGGUGGGGCUGCUGCGCUCUGAUGUGGACAAAGUGGUGCGGGCGGUGGCCAUCGCUCUCCGUAAUCUGGCCAUGGACAGACGGAAUAAAGACCUGAUAGGCAGCUACGCUCUGAGGGACCUGGUGGCCAAUCUGCCGUGUGGACAGCAGCGGCCGGCCAAAAACCUGGAAGGGGACACGGUAGUGUCGCUUCUUAAUACCAUUCACGAGAUUGUCAGCGACAGCCAGGAGAACGCAAGGACGCUGUUGCAUGGACAUGCCGUCCAGAAACUGGUGACCAUCAGCAGGUCUAGCCAAUCAGUACGCGAAACCAGGGCUGCCUCGCAUGUGCUUCAGACCAUCUGGGCCUUCAAGGACCUCAGGAAUGCUCUCAAUAAGGCGGGCUGGAACAAAAGCCACUUUAAGCCGACAGCAACCGGAGGGACCAAAAAAUCUAAGACGAUGAAACAAAGCGGCGACGACAUCACUUUGCCUCUGAUGGACAAAUCCCAAGAUAUGUUUUCCAGCAGUUUAGAGCCAAAUGACAGAGUGGAAGAAGGAAUUACACCUGUUGUUGAAAGAGACGCUGUCCAGGCGAUAAGCGAGAGGAAACACUUCAUCCGAGCUGGCAGGCCCGCCGUGGGCCUCAUGGAUAACAAACCUCCGCCGCUGGACUCGUGGGUGUGAACGCCACAACGCGGCCAUCUAACAGUUUUCUGACUCCCAGAAAACUCGGUAGAGAGAUUCUCUAGUGGCCUACAUGCACAUUUAUGCAAAUGGUCCAAUGUGUAGGAACAACAAUUCCAGUAACUCUAGUUUUUGUUUUGAUCCUAGGGAAUGACGUGCCAAAUAUUUACCUAUAGAUGCUUAUUUGUUCAUAGAUGUUCAUAGAUUUAACAGGAUUUCUCAUAUAUAUAUACAUAUAUCUGUAUGUGUAUGUAUAUAUAUAUAUACCACCAUAGACAUGCAGUGUGAAGAAUUCUUACAGUUACAGUAAUAUACAGUAUGCAGUAUAUGUACUACAAAGACAAUUUGGUUCCACUGCACACAGAAAUACUUCAAUCAUUGUUCAGUCUUUGAAAGAGUUGAAAGAUUCAGGAGAGAAAUUGUAGUGAAAGUGAACAUAUUUUGGAUCAACUAUAGGAGGUUUAGAUUAUAUCAUAUUUUAAAAAUAAUAACAAUACAUCACCCAGAUUUAUUAAUUACCAGUAUUCACAAUCUCUAUGUGCCAUUCGAGAAGCUGCCUCACGUUUUCCUUAGAUUCCUGAGAUGAGAUGUGUAAAUGUGUAAACAAAAGGACUGUUAAUAAGCUAAAUGGAUGCAUUUAUAUUGUGAUAUUUAUUAUAUCUAAUAGCCAUGUUAACAAUCUGAGGUCUUAGAUGCGGAAGAAUCGCACAACCGGUCAGUCAGUGGUCCUAUUCGUUCAAUACAAGUCUGGUUUGUCGCUCGCCCCCUUUUUGCAUUGCGAUGUUGAAUGAAAAUAAACUCUGUGCAGAAUUUUUAAUUUUUAUCCAUCUUAUCUUUUCCAACCAUAUGGAGAAAUGUGUCCAAAGAGACUUUUAGCGGGGUAAUCAUAAUUAAUCUCAGAUAACUUUUUUUCUAAAAAGUAGCAACUCAUUCCCAGCAAAAUGGCAUCUAUUGACCUUUUUGAAAAUCACUAUGCUAAGUCUUAUUUUCUGUUACAAAAAAACAAAACAGACUUAAUUAGUUUUUCCUUGUUUUUUGCAGCUCUAAUACUCAUAAUACAGUCAAACAUGCUCUGGUUAUUUAAGUCGUGUCUAAUAAUUUAUUGUGUCCCACUAAUGCCAUAACUACUGAAACUGAAAAAAAGUUAUUUAAUUAAAUUUCAAAAUAGGACAUGGUUAAUCGCUUUUGACAGUUACAGAUGAAGAUUAAAUUUUAUUAUGAUUAAAAAAGUUUUCUCCUUCUCCUCUGACUGUUUGCAAAACACAUAAUUGAGCUCAUGGAUUUUUUCCUGAAUUAAGAUGCUGAACAACAGCAGUCUUCCUGAAUCCCUCCAAAUAAUAAAAUAACACACCAGUGAUCUAUAUCACACAAUAAAAAGGAAGAUACUAGAUAUCAGUAUAUGUAAUGCAAAAGCCCGGUCCUGAACUUUUGUUGUUUGCCCAAGAAUGAAUUAUUAUUCUUACUCUUUGGAUCUCCUAAAGCAGAGUCUUACAAGAUUAAUUUAGAUUAAAUUUAACUUUAUUGUCAUUACACAUAUACAUACUGUGAUAUACAUACAUACAGUGGUAUGAAAAAGUAUCGAACCUU
Messenger RNA from Corythoichthys intestinalis (scribbled pipefish), 4324 nucleotides. It is a transcript of the gene arvcfa, whose product is annotated as ARVCF delta catenin family member a. Gene Ontology annotation, molecular function: cadherin binding. Gene Ontology annotation, cellular component: plasma membrane; nucleus; adherens junction. The record is from RefSeq and is a predicted model, not a curated record. Gene Ontology annotation, biological process: cell-cell junction assembly; cell-cell adhesion. NCBI's taxonomy places the organism in Eukaryota, Metazoa, Chordata, Actinopteri, Syngnathiformes, Syngnathidae. The transcript is spliced from 15 exons. The coding region runs from base 173 to 2737 and encodes 854 amino acids.